Dermacentor silvarum is the source of this 2186-nucleotide messenger RNA. RefSeq names its product ubiquitin carboxyl-terminal hydrolase 24-like. The transcript is spliced from 16 exons. Gene Ontology annotation, molecular function: protein binding; 5'-3' RNA exonuclease activity; RNA binding. The coding region runs from base 366 to 2186 and encodes 606 amino acids. Gene Ontology annotation, cellular component: nucleus. The record is from RefSeq and is a predicted model, not a curated record. Gene Ontology annotation, biological process: nuclear-transcribed mRNA catabolic process. Lineage: Eukaryota; Metazoa; Arthropoda; Arachnida; Ixodida; Ixodidae.
UGCAUGGUUUCUUAUAUUUUCGGUCGCCCCUGUUAAUUUGACCGCGCCCACCCGACCGUCGAAUUCACGGAAGCAGCACAUCACAUCUGCACCUUCGCAAACCUCACCCGUUAUUGUUCUGUGUGCGUGCCUGUGUGCAAAACUUAACACCGUCCCCCCCAGGCCAUGCCCCCGUUAACGCGAGGAUCACGCCGAGACGUCGUCCUCCGUCAAUCAUCGUUGUCGGUGGUACUCGUUGAUGAGGCGUCACCGCCCGUCAACGACGGCUCGCGAAACCUUUGAGAGGCGCCGUCUCAGUGUUUGACGCGUCCGCCGCGUAGUCCCCCCCCUAUCAUUCGUGCAUUCCCGAACUUUAUUUUUUCGCCAUGGAUCAGACAGAGAAGAACGUUCAGACGUUGUACAGCAUGGGAUUCGUGGACAUCGAAGAGAUCAGGAACGCGCUUCGCAUCAGCCACAACGACCUGAGCGAGGCCGUGGCCAUCCUGACCAACGAUCAGGUACGGUACGGACCGUACACGAGCGCCGGCACGUCCGAAGACGUCGAGAUGAAAGACGUCACGUCGACGGCUCUCGUGCCCACCGCAGCCCCGCCUCCCUACAAUUCGCUGCCGGACGCCAAGCCAUGCUCUCCCAAGCCGGACUAUGGAAACCCAGCGUUUCCUCAGACGAACCUGUACGAGCUGGAACAGCGGGUCUUUGUGGACCAGUGGUCCAUCCCAUACAAGAAGGACGAGUCGCUCGCCAAGUGCCUCAUUGCAGCUACUAACCUGGCCAAAGAAGGGCAAUGUGAAUCAAACUCUGAUUGUAGGAACUUCAUGGAGUCAUGCAUGCCUGAAUGCUUUCGCAAGCUCCUAACAGCACUUGCAGUCCGUAACUGGGCGCCAGAUGUCCAGGAAGGUGUUUAUAACAUGCUCAUGCUACUUAUUGACCUGACUGUUGAACGGCUCAGUUACAACCCCAUCCCGGAGAAGCUUCUCUCCAAUGUGCUCACAAUGGCCUUUGAUCCAGAGGCCGAGUUUCAUAUCAAGAACAAAAGCCGGCAAAGCACCCUUGAGCAAGGGCUUGUGGUCUAUGCAAAAUCGAGGGGAUCCCUGGAUCCUUAUGGCUGGCUUCUAGAUGUUAUCAACAAGUUUGGGAGUCGUGGUGGCUUCGACAAAAUAUUGGCCAAAUUUGGAGAAAACCUUACUGCAAAUGAGAUGGCUGCCCUGCUGAAUCCUCUGGCUGUGUGUGCCCAGUUCCUGAACCCAGACACAACGUGCACACUUCUUUCACCCUGCAUGAGCAAGGCCAUCAGCUACAUCAAGGGUCUCACGGAUGACGACCUCAAAAACAAGGCAGGGAACAUUGGUUCGGUGACCGAGCUCCUGAAGGCGGUGAAGAUGCUAUGCGUCUACCUGUGGCCGCAGGAGAUAGCAAGCACAAGCACUCUGUGCCUCGACGUCAUCCUGCGCAUGCUCAAGUGCUCGCACUUCAAUGCUCGCAUGAAUGGCCUCAAGGAGUUGAUCAAGCUCAUCGACGACUGCUCAACAACAGGCACUUCAUCAAAAGCAGCCAUUGAUGCUGAGCAGCUGCAGAAUUGGAUGGCAGAAAACAAUGUCCUGUCCAUCACACUGGAAAGCAACAUAGAUCAAGCUCAAUACAUGGACAAGAUAAAGAGUAUAAUUGAGUUCAUUGGGCAGCGGCUUUCUCUUGAGGAACUGACAAAGAUCUGGUCCAUGCAGGAUCGGCAGAACUGUCAGGUGGUGGACAACAUUCACGGCAUCAUGGCAGCUGCUUCCACAAAGUUCAGCCAGCAGCAGUUUGACCACCUGAUCGCCCUCAUUGGCAAGUUGGUCGGAAGCAACGGUAGUGCUGGUGCGCGCAACCCUCGUGCCAGCAGUGCAAGGCAGAAUGCCGUCCUGGCUCCGCUGCUCAAGCCCAUGGAACAGCUUAUGUGCGUCCUGCCGGUGACCAGCAGCCGUCACCUUCCCGAACCGCUGGCUGACCUCAUGGAGGGCCCGAAGUCACCUAUCAUUGAUUUUUAUCCAAAGAACUUCAACAUCGACCCCAAUGGCCACAAGUUUAACCGCCAAGCCGACCGCAACACUGAAGGCGAUGUCCUCCUGUACGUGAGGGAAGGACAACCCGGCUACGACUACUUCACGGAUCUGUACGACACCCACGAUGACUACGAUGAGGUACGCUAG